AUGCUUGUAGAGCACAAACUAAAUAAACUUCAGAAGUGUGCCUGGUGGCAUGUGGAAGUACUAUUUCUCCUCUACACGGCUGCACAGUUUGAAGGCAUUGUGUUCAUCCAGUCUGGUUUGUGCCCUGUGCCAAAAAAUCAGUUCAGUGCUGAAUUAUCAUCUAGUCCGGCUAAGGAAUGUAAAAAUGUGAGGAAUGUCGACCCCAAAAGAUUGCCAACUUUCCUUGUGCCAGAGUUCGAGAAGGAGGAGGAAACUGAUGACGACACGAUGAGUCAACUUACACCGGCUAAGAGCAUUGAUUCAGCGUCAAUGACUGUCAACGUCAACGUCAACAGUUCCCCAGAAUUGUUUCCAAAAACGAACCAACUGAAAACUGCAACAGAGCAGUUUUUAUUGAAAGGAAAGUUCCGAAAUAUUUCUUUGGUAUCAGUGUAUGCGCCUACAGAGGACAGCGACGAAGUAGGCAAAGAUAGUUUUUACGACCUGAUAGCCGCAGAAUAUGAUAAACUACCGAAAUAUGACACCAUUAAAAUACUGGGAGAUUUUAAUGCAAAAGUAGGAAAGGAGACUUAUCUGAAGCCAGUAGCAGGAAAAUACUCAAUGCAUGAGGAAUGCAAUGAGAAUGGUAGAAGAAUAAUUCAAUUUGCGGUAGAGAAGAACUUAAUAAUCAAGAGCACAUGCUUCCCUCAUAAAAAUAUUCAUAAAGGUACAUGGAGAAUACCUGGAACACAAAAUGUGAACCAGAUAGAUCAUGUGCUAAUAUCCGCAAGACAUGCUUCAUCUAUCACAGAUGUAAGAUCAUUAAGAGGCCCAAACUGUGAUUCUGAUCAUUAUUUGGUGCGAGCAGUCCUCAGAGAAAGAUUGGCGCUUGCACAAGCUACUAAGGGGGAGAGAAGGAUAAAGUGGGAUGUGGAAAAACUGAGGCAGGCGGAGUGUCGGACAAGGUUUGAGGAAGAAAUGGAAAGACAGCUCCCAAAUAAACCAUCGGAAACCCCUGAAGAAUUUAAUAGCAACAGAGCAUGGAAUGAUAUGAAGCACGCCAUGACAGAGGUGAUUAAAAACACUGUAGGCGAAAAAAGAAUUGAAAGAAAUGGAGAAUGGUUCGAUGAAGAAUGUAGUAGGGCACUGCAAAGAAAGAAUGAAGCAUGGAGAGAUAUGAUGGGUAGGGAAACGCGGCUUAAAAGAGAGAGAUACAAGGAAAUCAGAAGAACUGCAAGCAAGAUAUGCAGGAAGAAAAAGAGAGAGUGGCAAAAGAAGCGAUUAGAAGACAUUGAGACGGCGUACCUGCGGAAUGAUGUAGGAGGAUUCUAUCAGAGGGUCGAUACAAUAAAGAGAGGGUAUCAACCCAGAUUAAAGUUAUGUAAAGACCAAGAGGGACAAAUAAUUGGAGAAGAAAAUAAAGUAUUAGAAACGUGGGAGGAAUAUUUCAAGGAGCAGCUGAGUAUAGAGAGAGAUAAUGAAGAGUUUGCCGAUGAAAUAAUGACUGCUGAGCCUCUAGUGGAGCCACCGACCAUGCAGGAAGUGCAGGAGGCUAUCGACAAGCUGAAGAGUAAUAAAGCACCUGGAAGUGAUUAUAUACCUGCUGAGGUAUAUAAGUGUGGGGGACAAAAACUAACAAGAUUAUGUCAUGAACUGAUAACUGGAAUAUGGGUAAGUGAGGAAAUGCUGGAUGAAUGGAAAAGAGGAAUAAUUUGUCCUAUUUUCAAGAAAGGGGACAAACUCAUGUGCAAUAAUUAUAGGGGAAAAACACUGCUCAACAUAGCCUAUAAAAUCUUCUCCACAAUUAUUUUCAAGCGAGUGACGUUAUAUGCAGAGGAAGAACUCAGCGAAGUUCAGUGUGAGUUCAGAAACAACAGAGGGACAACGGACCAAAUAUUUGUAAUGAGGCAGACAAUGGAGAAGUGCUAUGAGUUUGAUGUAGACUUGCACAUUGUAUUUGUUGACUUCCGGCAGGCGUUCGACAGUGUAGACAGGAAGCAGUUACCUACAGUACUUACCAGGUGUGGUUUACCAAGAAAGUUGGUAAAAAUGGCCUAA
Molecule: messenger RNA, 2037 nt
Organism: Nilaparvata lugens (brown planthopper)
Lineage: Eukaryota; Metazoa; Arthropoda; Insecta; Hemiptera; Delphacidae
Exons: 3
Coding region: 1-2037 (678 amino acids)
Source: RefSeq, a predicted model, not a curated record